This is a messenger RNA of Ectocarpus sp. CCAP 1310/34, 228 nucleotides long. Lineage: Eukaryota; Phaeophyceae; Ectocarpales; Ectocarpaceae. The record is from the annotation of a GenBank genome assembly.
AUGACGCCGCCGUCUGUGUGCUUGUCCGCUUGGCGUGUACGAAGGGAAUUCGCCUUCGUCACGGGGGCCACUUACUUGUACUACGCGAGAUUCCUCGAGGCGGACGAGUUGUCUUACGGUGAUCAAGGCCUAAAAUGGGAGGGACUGCUGCCAUCUCUCACGGUCUUCCUCCUGAUGUGGAUCUUGUCAUUCCACAGCAUGGGGCAUGUACUGUUGAAUAUCGCGUAG